This is a messenger RNA of Cucumis sativus (cucumber), 1557 nucleotides long. Its product is annotated as reticulon-4-interacting protein 1, mitochondrial. Bases 171 to 1268 code for a protein of 365 amino acids. The record is from RefSeq and is a predicted model, not a curated record. NCBI's taxonomy places the organism in Eukaryota, Viridiplantae, Streptophyta, Magnoliopsida, Cucurbitales, Cucurbitaceae. The transcript has 7 exons. Gene Ontology annotation, molecular function: oxidoreductase activity.
AUUGGCAAAGUCUCUCAUAAACCCAUUUGUUCCAUGACUGCUUGGAUGGAAAUUCAGACACGUCCACCCUUCCAUCUUCCACCUUCUUCUUCUUCUUCUUCUUCUUUUUUCUUCCGUCAAUUCUCAUUCUCUCUCUAUAACCCAUUUCUCCCUUUUCAAAUUCAUCAACAAUGCCGGCUCUACUGCCAUCUCCCACCUCCAAGUUCCGACUUCGAUCCCCUUUUCUAAUUUCUGGGUUUAGAACUCUCGUCACCACUUGCAGAGCCGUCCUUUUGCCUCACUUUGGUGGUCCGGAGGUUCUCCAACUCCGCUCCGACGUUCCCGUCCCUAUUCUCAAGCCUCAUGAAGUUCUUGUCCGUUCCUGCGCUGUUUCCAUCAACCCACUUGAUACCCGAAUGCGAUCGGGUUAUGGUCGUUCAAUCUUUGAACCACUUUUACCGGUCAUUUUGGGCCGUGAUAUCAGUGGUGAAGUUGCGGCUGUUGGUUCUUCGGUUCGUUCAGUAAGUGUUGGAGAUGAAGUUUUUGGUGCUUUGCAUCCAACUGCUGUGAGGGGUACUUAUGCUGAUUAUGCAAUUCUUUCAGAAGAGGAAUUAAGUGCUAAACCGGUGUCAUUUUCACAUGUGGAAGCAAGUGCCAUUCCUUUUGCUGCACUGACUGCAUGGCGGGCUCUAAAAAGUACUGCUAGAAUCACAGAGGGGCAACGGGUUUUAGUAAUUGGCGGUGGAGGAGCUGUAGGUUAUGCCGCGGUUCAGCUUUCAGUUGCUUCAGGCUGCCAUGUUGCAACUACUUGUGGAAGUCAAAGUAUAGAAAAAUUACUAGCAGCAGGUGCUGAGCAAGCAGUUGACUAUACGACUGAGGGCAUUGAAUUCAAAAUAAAGGGGAAAUUUGACGCCGUAUUGGAUACAAUUGGCGUGCCAGAUACAGAAAGGAUUGGUAUUCAUCUUCUGAAUAGAGGUGGACACUAUAUGACACUUCAGGGCGAGGCUGCAUCAUUGACUGAUAGAUAUGGGGUAGUUCUCGGGCUUCCUUUUUCUACGGGUGUCUUGUUGCAGAAACAGCUCAAGUAUAGGUUCUCUCAUGGAAUUGAAUAUUGGUGGACAUACAUGAGGGCGGAUUCCGAAGGUUUAGAAGAGAUCAGGAGGCUGUGUGAAGCUGAAAAGCUGAAGAUACCGGUCGAGAAAACGUUUCCUAUCACCCAAGUAAGGGAGGCUCAUGAUGCAAAGGACAAAAACCUCAUUCCUGGUAAAGUUGUGCUAGAGUUUGAUUGAUAAAAAAUCCUUUCAUAUACUUGAUAUAUAUUUGAUUUGUUGCCUCACGUGCAUUGGAUCCUGUAAACAAUUUCCUCGGCUUUUAGCAUCAAAAUUGCUUUGGAACUUUACAGGAUGUGAAAGUUCUAUACAUUGUAGAUUAAAUGCAAAGUGAUAUACCUUUUCUAGAUUUUGCCAGAUUAGAGAAGUGGAAAAGAGUAGGAAGAGAUAGAGAUUCUAUUUGGCCUGACGUUAGACGAUACAGUGUUUCUUAAUCUUUGAAUAAGAAAUUUAAUUUUUACUUCUCCUA